Vigna umbellata (rice bean) is the source of this 796-nucleotide messenger RNA. The record is from RefSeq and is a predicted model, not a curated record. Lineage: Eukaryota; Viridiplantae; Streptophyta; Magnoliopsida; Fabales; Fabaceae.
UGAAGAUGAGUACUGAGGAGAAUGGUGAAGAAGUUCGUGAAACUCGUCAAACUCCUAAAUUAAAUGAAAGUAUUCUGUCAUCUUUGUCUAGGAGAUCAGUUGCUGCUCACCCUUGGCAUGAUCUUGAAAUUGGACCUGGGGCACCUAUGAUUUUUAAUUGUGUUGUGGAGAUCACUAAAGGAAGCAAGGUCAAAUACGAACUUGACAAAAAAACUGGAUUAAUCAAGGUUGAUCGAAUAUUGUACUCAUCAGUUGUUUAUCCUCAUAACUACGGUUUCAUCCCAAGAACUCUAUGUGAAGACAAUGAUCCACUUGAUGUCUUGGUUCUCAUGCAGGAGCCAGUUCUUCCUGGUUGUUUCCUAAGAGCCAGGGCCAUUGGACUCAUGCCUAUGAUUGAUCAGGGGGAGAAGGAUGAUAAAAUUAUUGCUGUGUGUGCUGAUGAUCCUGAGUAUAAACACUACACUGACUUGAAAGAACUUGCACCUCAUCGCCUCUCUGAGAUUAGACGUUUCUUUGAAGAUUACAAGAAGAAUGAGAACAAGGAGGUAGCAGUUAAUGACUUUUUACCUGCAUCUACUGCUGUUGAAGCCAUCCAAUUCUCAAUGGAUCUUUACGCGGAGUAUAUUCUGCUUACUUUGAGGCGAUAAACAAAAAUACUAUCCUCUACAAGCUAGAAUAAACCACUCCAGAGGUUUUUCCAUAUAACUGUGAUGAAGCUUUAUUGUAUUUUGUACUGAGUUGGAUACUAUAAUAGUUCUUUUGUUUGUUUUACCAAGUGAAGAAGUCACAAUCUGUG